Messenger RNA from Humulus lupulus (European hop), 1024 nucleotides. Its product is annotated as large ribosomal subunit protein uL5c. Gene Ontology annotation, cellular component: cytosolic large ribosomal subunit; ribosome. The coding region runs from base 56 to 859 and encodes 267 amino acids. Gene Ontology annotation, molecular function: structural constituent of ribosome; RNA binding. The record is from RefSeq and is a predicted model, not a curated record. The transcript has 3 exons. NCBI's taxonomy places the organism in Eukaryota, Viridiplantae, Streptophyta, Magnoliopsida, Rosales, Cannabaceae. Gene Ontology annotation, biological process: translation.
CAAAAGCCUCUCAAAUUCAUAUAGUGAGAAAAAUAGAUAACGAAGCUUCAUUUACAUGGCGUCCCCUUCGCUCUUAGGGUCCAGUACGUCGUCGUUUCACGGCCAGUUCCCGGCCAUUCAACCUCCAUUGUUUUCUGCACGAAUCCCUCACGGGAACAUCGGAAAUGGAUGCGGGAUUGUCUCGGUCAGAGCCAUGGCGAGACCUGUGUUGGUGGAGAAGUCUGAGUAUGAGAAGGUCCAACGGCUCAAAAACACUUACCUCGAGAAAAUUGUUCCUCUGCUCAUGGAAGAGUUUUCCUACAAGAACAUCCUCGAGGUUCCAAAGGUAGAGAAGAUUGUGGUGAACUCUGGUAUUGGAGAUGCUCAGCAAAAUGCAAAAGGGCUCGAUGCAGCAAUGAAUGAUAUGGCACUCAUUACUGGGCAGAGACCUGUAAGGACACGAGCAAGGAAUUCCAUUGCCACCUUCAAGAUCAGAGAAGGUCAACCGCUAGGGAUUGCUGUCACACUUAGAGGAAAUGUGAUGUACUCAUUCCUCGAUCGCCUUGUUAACUUGGCAUUUCCUAGGACAAGGGAUUUUCAGGGUGUGAAUGCAAAUAGUUUUGAUGGACAUGGGAAUUACUCUGUCGGAAUUCGUGAACAGAGUGUGUUCCCGGAGAUCAGGUUUGAUGCCCUUGGUAAGCCCAUGGGAAUGGAUGUUUGCAUUGUCACAACUGCUAAAACAGAUAAAGAAGGCCAAAGACUAUUAGCUCUCAUGGGGAUGCCCUUCAGAGAGGGUGGAGGUACCACAACAUUGGUGCGCAAGAAGAAGCUCAGGGCUCACCACUUCGAUUCCAAAUCUAGAGGAAGAGCCCGGAAAUGAAAACAAGGAUUCCACAACAUUUGUUAGUGUAUUUGCUCUGUUUUCUAUUCUCUUUUCCUUGUUUAUGCCACCAACUGAGCACAUGGGUUAAAGAAAAAAUAUGGCUUUGGUUGUGUAAAUUAUGCCGUUGUUGCUAAUGUUAAAUGUUGUAAUUGCUUUCUGUUA